This is a messenger RNA of Stylophora pistillata, 2220 nucleotides long. RefSeq lists its product as uncharacterized. The record is from RefSeq and is a predicted model, not a curated record. Gene Ontology annotation, molecular function: G protein-coupled receptor activity. Gene Ontology annotation, cellular component: membrane. NCBI's taxonomy places the organism in Eukaryota, Metazoa, Cnidaria, Anthozoa, Scleractinia, Pocilloporidae. Gene Ontology annotation, biological process: cell surface receptor signaling pathway; G protein-coupled receptor signaling pathway.
CGAGCGUUGUAAGAUUGCAAUUGGUGCUCUUUCCAUUUUUGACAGUUCGUUCCUCAUCGAGAGUAACACCUGAAGGAAUAAUUGCUAAUUUCUGGGAAUCUUCUCUUCUAACGAUGGAGAAAGCGGAUAGCAUUGUUUCCUGCCUUGGUAUUUGCUGUUUGAUUCUAGUGUCCUGCCCACCGAAUUUAAGUGGAAGGGCAACGAAGUUUAAACAACUUGGACAAGAAAAAAGCUCGUUCACAAAAUUCCGCUCGAUGUAUUUUAAACGCCGACAAAUUUCUCAAGAUGCCGGACAUUUUCCACCAAAAUAUGAGGCUCACCAAUCGGAAGCACGGAACAUUACACCUGUUUCUUUGUUGAACGGAGAAAGAAGCAAUUUACUCGGCUACGAAGCAAAAAGAGUGCGGCGAAAUAUCAGUCCUUCGCCAGCAAUUUACGAGACCUGUCUUUACACAACUCUUCCGCUUAGUUCCCGAUCGAAUAUCAUCUGGUGGUUUCCUCCCGUUGAGCCAACUGUCAAGCCUUCUGGGUAUCUUUGCCCGCAAGGUCACGUGUAUGACAUCUAUAUUCAAGACUGCCGCCUUGGUAUCUCUGCGUCUGAUUUUGGUAAAAGAAUCCUUUUUAUUGAAUUUCAUAUCUUAGUUCAACGUCCCAUGCUUGGAAAUGAGACCACCGUAAAACAAGCAAUAACCGACCAGUUGAGCAUCCAUGGCGCAUCAGUUAAUGUCAUCAGAAUCGGAAAAUUCCCCGGCGGUCAUUGUGUUCAAGUAAUUGUCAACCUCGAUCAACGCUAUUUUUCUUUACAAAGCCUCAAGAGUGCAAUCAGCUCUCCUUCUAUGGGUUCCCUCAUUUUUAGGGAAAUCCACAGUAAUUUCUCUUGUCCUCUUAAAAAGAUCUUCAUGCCUGAUGAAUAUACAGUUGAUGGAGAUGAAGUAACUGUCACAGCUACUGGAGAAACGUAUCAAGAAAAUGACUUUUACUCGCCCCGAACUGCAUUGAAGAAUGGGACUUACCUUCCUGUUGGUGUCCUUACAGUCUGCAAACAACCCUCUAUAAACUGUUCCGGAGUCUUUAUUGGAUUAACAAAAGACAGUUAUUCUCUCUCAUCAGGAGGUUCUCUCUAUCGAAACACAUCCAAAGAUUUCAUCGAGCCUGGACUAUUUCAGGUGAUAGAUGGAACGGCUUGGGUUUGCGUGAACUACUCUUCAAGUGUCCUAAGCCAUUUUCGUACUGGAACAAUUAAAAAUGUGGUUUUAGUGAUAAUCACAUAUGUUGGUCGCUCUAUCUCGAGUUUCGGUUUUUUGUCAGUCUUAGUGACGUACUCACUUUUUAAACAACUUCGAACUUUUACCGGAAUCAAUUUGAUGAAUCUCUCUUUGGCGUGUUUGUUUGCAGACCUAGUUUACCUGUCAUCAGCUGCAGCAAGCGGUGCACCGGAGCUCGUAUGUACAAUAAUCGCUAUUUUAAUGCAUUAUUUCUCUCUGGUGUCCUUCACCUGGAUGUCAAUCAUCGCGUUUGAAACGUGGAGGACAUUUUCCUUAAUCCAAAUCCAGCCUAGAACUCUGACCAGAAGAGAAAGGUCCUAUCAUCUUUCACGAAGAAUUGCAGUGGGAUGGUUUCCUGCUACUGUUUUCGUCGCGGUGUGUGUAGCUCUUAACCAGUUCCACGCGGUCAUUUUUCGUUACGGUGCCACUUCCACUAACCUCUGCUGGAUAAAAAACCCAACUGCGAUUUUGUUUUGGUUCGCUCUGCCAACAGCCAUCGCAAUUUCAUUCAACACAGUAUUCUUUUUCUUAACUGUGAACGCUGUACGGAAAGCAAGCCAUCAACUGAGAGAGGCAACGAACUACACAAAGAAUCGCGUAACGGCGGUAGUGUAUGUUAAGAUUUUCAGUUUAAUGGGCUUCACAUGGAUUUUUGGCUUUUUGCAAUCGGUUCACAGGAACUUUGCAUACCCAUUUGUUAUAUUAACCUCCUUCACGGGACUGUAUGUAGCGCUAGCGUUUGUGUUCACACCAAAAAUCAAGAGUUUGUAUCACGCUAUAUUGUGCGCUAAUUCAAGAGUGACUCCUGUUACCCCAGAAGUAAAUAACGGUAAACUUAAAGAUGUAAGCUGAAAAACUUAUAAGUCAGAUUUAUGAUCUAAAAAAAAUUGUGAAGAUGGUAGAGAAUUACUAAUUUACUGUCACGCUUCACAUAUUGUGCCAUAUGGUAAAAAGA